Helobdella robusta is the source of this 918-nucleotide messenger RNA. RefSeq lists its product as hypothetical. Bases 1 to 918 code for a protein of 305 amino acids. The record is from RefSeq and is a predicted model, not a curated record. Gene Ontology annotation, cellular component: plasma membrane. NCBI's taxonomy places the organism in Eukaryota, Metazoa, Annelida, Clitellata, Rhynchobdellida, Glossiphoniidae. The transcript has 7 exons.
AUGCUAUUUGAGUUGCCUGGUUCUGAUAACGCAGUGACCAGGUUUGAGUGCAAACUGAUCAGAGCGAUGUUAACAUCCAGUACAUGUGAUUUUUUGGCUCAAGUGCGAUUAAAAAAUACUAAAGAGAGAGGUACAGUUUUAUGUUAUUGUGUUACAAAUACAUAUGGGAUGUUGCCAUCUAGUAAAUGUGAUGUCAACUGCUCCGAUGGACAGUCCUGUGGUGGGCUGUAUUCAUAUUCUGUCUAUAAGGGUCGGCUAGAAUGUAAGAACUUCUCUACGCACAGUCAAUACGUCACUGUGACUACGUUCGAGUCUCAACAAAUGAAUCUACUAGAGCUAGAAGCUUAUCCUCUUGAAAAUUGUAGCGUUAUGAAUGGAGGAUGCGACGAUUUCGUCUGCCUGGAUGUUCAGCCUGAUUUCAAGGAGUACAACGCUUCCGUUCGCUGCUACGAACCGGAUGAAGAUUUCAUUACUAUCCCUGAAGCAUCUAAAAAAAAACUGAACUUCAAGGGCUGCUUUGUGGCUGUGGUCUCAGAGGAAAAAAAGGACAAAAUAGGAACUGUUCAGUCCUGCUACGAACACUGCGUCCACACUGUCUUGUUCGCCAUGCAAAAUGCAAAAUACUGCCUAUGUGUCAGAUCUGUUGAACAUGAACUGAGCGCAAACAAAUGCAACAAGAAAUGUUCCGAUGAUCUGUCUUGUGGUGGUCGAAGGUUCUACUCCGUUUACGCGAGUAAUAAAUUAGUAAAAUUGGUCGAUAAUUCGUGUCGAUUUACGGUACGGUUCAAAGAUCAGGUGAACCGGGUAUUCGCUGAAUUCGAUGCGUUCAACAAUCCUCUGAAGUAUCAUUUCUGCCUGGAUGACGUAGCUGAAAGUGUGAAAGCCUACUGUCGCUCUGGAACUUGCUCGUAUGGAUAG